Molecule: messenger RNA, 1989 nt
Organism: Silurus meridionalis
Lineage: Eukaryota; Metazoa; Chordata; Actinopteri; Siluriformes; Siluridae
Gene: matn1
Product: matrilin 1
Exons: 8
Coding region: 94-1551 (485 amino acids)
Molecular function (GO): calcium ion binding
Source: RefSeq, a predicted model, not a curated record
GUGCACUGAUAACCGGACAGUCUCUCACACUCUCUGUACAUCAGUGUGCAGCUGGUUCCUGAGACUGUCAUUAGAACUCUUGCUACAUACAGUAUGGCGUUACUAGGGUUUGUGAUGCUACUGUGCAUCUUGGGAGCUCAAGCCACAGUGGACCUUCGAAAUGCUGCUGCCAUGGCUGCAGGACUAUGUAAGACUAAGCCUACUGACCUGGUGUUCAUCAUUGACAGCUCUCGGAGUGUGCGGCCCUCUGAGUUUGAGCAGGUCAAAGUGUUUCUCAACAAGAUAAUAGAGGGUCUGGAUGUGGGGCCUGAUGCAACACGCGUGGGUGUUGUGAACUAUGCCAGCAGGGUGAAGAAUGAGGUGUCGCUGAAGUCCUACAAGGCAAAGCCUGCCCUGAUUAAGGCUGUAUCAAAGAUCGAGCCCCUCUCCUCUGGUACCAUGACUGGGUUGGCCAUCCAGUUUGCCAUGAACGUUGCCUUCAGCGAGGCAGAGGGUGCACGAGCCAAAUCUGAUAUCAGCAAGGUAGCAAUCAUUGUAACAGAUGGGCGACCACAGGACAACGUGCGUGAUAUUGCAGCAAAGGCACGGGAGUCUGGCAUUGAGAUAUAUGCCAUCGGUGUGGGCCGAGUGGACAUGAACACACUGAAGCAAAUAGCAAGUGAGCCUCUGGAUGAGCACACCGAUUAUGUGGAAAGCUACAGCAUUAUUGAGAAGCUCACCCAGAAGUUUAAGGAAGCCUUUUGUGUGUCCGACUUGUGCGCAACAGGUGAUCAUGACUGUGAGCACAUUUGCGUCAGCAUACCGGGAUCAUUCAGGUGUGCCUGCCGAGAGGGCUACACACUCAAGGAAGAUGGCCGUUCCUGCAGUGCCUGCAGUGAUGCUGCCACAGAUGUGGUCUUCCUGAUUGAUGGAUCAAAAAGUGUGAGGCCAGAGAACUUUGAGCUGGUGAAGAAGUGGAUCAACCAGAUUGUGGAUGGACUAGACAUUUCCGACAGAAAUGUCCAUGUGGGUCUGGUGCAAUACUCUAGUUCGGUCAAGCAGGAGUUUAAUCUCGGAAAGUACAUCACCAAGAAAGAAAUCAAGGAUGCUGUGAAGAAGAUGCCCUACAUGGAGCGUGGAACCAUGACUGGCCAGGCGAUUGGCUUUUUGGUGGAUAAAAGCUUCAACAUUGCCAAUGGUGCCAGGCCGGGAGCAGUCAAGGUGGGCAUCGUUUUCACUGAUGGCAGGUCACAAGACUAUAUAGGAGAUGCGGCAAAGAAGACCAAAGAGCAAGGCUUCAGGAUGUAUGCUGUUGGGGUCGGAAACGCAGUCGAGGAUGAGUUGAAAGAAAUUGCCUCUGAACCGGAAAAUUACUUCUACACUGCUGAUUUCAAAGCCAUAAAUGAGAUUGGCAAAAAGCUGCAAAUCAGCACUUGUGCACCUGAAGAUCCCUGUGAAUGUCAGACACUUACGAAGUUCCAGAAAAAAGUGGAGGAGGCACUGCAGGCAUUAACAAAGAAAUUGGAGGGAAUAACAAAGAGGAUCAUUGCUCUGGAAAAGAAAAUCGUGUGAAAAAGAGGCACUCUACUUGUCACGACCGAUCACCAAUUUCACUCACUACUGCUAAGGCACCUCCUGUGACAUCUGACUCAAUGUUUUUCCUGUCUUUUUUUGCUUCAGUUGUCUCAUUACAUCUGCUUGAAAUCACUAAAUGUUCCAGGACUGAAGCACUGAUCAUCUUAGUGUUUUAUUUAAACAUGAUUUCACUAUGACAGGAAAGAGACUUGUGCAUGUUAAAUACAGAGCAGUUAUUCCAUGAUGGACCCAUGAUUAUCUUAAAAUCUAAGAACAUCAGCUCAUCCAUAUGAUGAAUUGUACUUAAACGAUGCAGUUUAAAGGUUUUUACCUUAUUUAAGGAAUUUUGCUAUUUUACCACAAGUUUUGUAUUUCUAUCUGUCACUUGUUCUUCUCUCUGUCAUUUAAACUUCACAUCAACUUGUGUCCAAACAA